Messenger RNA from Alosa alosa (allis shad), 1384 nucleotides. RefSeq names its product zinc finger protein 501-like. Gene Ontology annotation, molecular function: DNA-binding transcription factor activity, RNA polymerase II-specific; RNA polymerase II cis-regulatory region sequence-specific DNA binding. Bases 1 to 1200 code for a protein of 399 amino acids. Lineage: Eukaryota; Metazoa; Chordata; Actinopteri; Clupeiformes; Clupeidae. The record is from RefSeq and is a predicted model, not a curated record. The transcript has 3 exons. Gene Ontology annotation, biological process: regulation of transcription by RNA polymerase II.
AUGACAAACGUGAGACCCACUAAGAAAAGCGGAAAGCCUGUCGAAGUGGAACCUCCUACCGGCGAACUCGGGGGAGCUCGUCCCAUUGGUUUGGAUGGGCACUGGAACGCAUUCCCAGAUGGAAAUGCGGAGUCAGGUUACCGGGGACCACUGGUGGCCACAAGGUAUCCCAAGUGGUCCACGAGCAGACAUGGAGACGUUCAAAGGAUCCAGUGUAACAGAAGAGGGAACACUGAGUCAAAGAGGAACAGGGAGAGACGUCACAAGCCAGCCCAGCACCAGAGGACUUCAGGCAAGAAAUCGCGGCAGCCAUUGCACACCAGGGAGAAACCGCAUAACUGCCCCCAAUGUUCCAAAACAUUUGCUCUACCCUCCGCUCUUAGAGCUCAUCAACAAAUCCACACAGAUGAAAAGCCCUUUCAGUGCAGCAUAUGUGGGAAAUGUUUUAAGAGAGACUCGCAUGUCAUUCUGCAUCAGCGCACCCACACUGGAGAGAAGCCACACAAGUGUUCUUAUUGCGGGAAGGCCUUCAGUCAAGUCCCCAAUCUCAACAGACACGAGCGGACCCAUACCGGGGAAAAGCCGUAUCAGUGCACGGUGUGUGGGAAGGGUUUCGCGUGUAGUGGGGACUUGGGCAAACAUCGGCUUACUCAUAACAAAAACCAGUGUGAUACAUGUGGGGAGAGCUUUAGGAGCUAUUUAUCUCUCCGCGUCCACGAGGUCACACAUACUGGCGAGAAGCGAUUUCAUUGUUCUCAGUGCGGAGCGGGCUUUGAGCGGAGUAACGGUCUCAAAAGACACCAGUGGAUCCACACUGGGAAAAAGCCGUACUCGUGUGCUACGUGUGGACAGCAGUGCAGGAGUAAAUCGGAACUCGCUGCCCACGAGGGCAAACACACUGGCGCGAGCCUUUUCAAAUGCUCGACGUGCGCGAAGGGUUUCGGGACCAAGGCACACCUCAUGACUCACCAGAGGGUCCACACUGGGGAAAAGCCUUAUCUGUGCACCACGUGUGGGAGGGGGUUCAGUUACAGCUCAAACCUGGCUAUGCACCAGGUGACGCACACAGGAGAAAAGCCUUACCAGUGUUGUUACUGUGGAAGGGGCUUUACUCAAAUUGGUAAUCGCAACAAACAUCAGAGAAAAAGAUGUGUCCAAUCCACUCAGCUCUCCACUCACAAGAAGAUGGGUAGAAAAUAGGCUUGUCCUAAUUCCUCAACUGUAUGAAUUGAGAUUUAGAAUAAAAUAAGUGUUUCAUGUUAAAUGCAGGGAUGCAGUAAAUUUGGCAUGCGUUAUUGUUUAUCUUUUUUGAAGAAAUGUUUUGAUUUUCUUUGUCUUUUUCAUGAGGUAUUUUGUUUUUCCAAAAUAAAUUCUCUUUACUUCA